AUGGUUGAUCAAAUUGAGUCAUGUUCGCCUAAUACGUUGGUACAAUGUCGAAUAUGUCACGAUGAAGAUGAAGACUUAAACAUGGAUACACCUUGUUCUUGUUCUGGUACAUUGCAGUAUGCUCAUAGAAUAUGUGUGCAAAGAUGGUGCAAUGAGAAAGGUGAUACUACUUGUGAGAUUUGCCAACAGCAAUUUAAAGGCUACACUGCUCCUCAAGCUCCUUUGUUUCACUAUAGGGGCAACUGGGAAAUUCCAAGAGUUGGUUUCAAUAAUCAUCAGUUCAUAGCAUUGUUUCCUGCUAAUCAUGAAUUUCUAGACUUUAAUUUUGAAUAUUCAGCUCCCUCUACAAGGAGCCGCGUGUUCAUUCGCAUUGUUGCCAUCAUUUCAGGAAACAACAUCAGUGAGAAGGCUUAUGAGGAUGGAAGAACAAUGGUGGAGAGUAAGACAGCAGACCUGAGAUCUCAAAUCAGGCGAAAAGGUGACACAAACCAAGCUUCAAGUAUAAGGAAUCCAUGGAAGCAAUCAGAUCAGACACAGUCUCAUUCUAAUCAUGAAACACAACUUAAGCAAUCCCGAGACGUGGCAUUGGCAACAGCAGCAAAAUCAAAAUUACUUCUUCGUGAGCUAAAAACCGUUAAAGCGGAUUUAGCAUUUGCUAAAGCGCGUUGUGCUCAACUUGAAGAAGAAAAUAAAUUACUCAGGGAAAGAGAAGGAAGCGAUAAGGGACUUAUCCGUGAUGAUGAUGAUCUGGUAUUAAUCAGUUUGUUGUUUACCUAUUUGAAUUUGCAGAAGAUGGUUUAUCCCUAUUUACCUGAGGAGAUGAGGAAGCCUUCUACCUUCAAAUGGAUGCUGCAGAAUCCUGAGUACCGUCAACGACUUGAAGAAAUGUUAAACAACAUGGGUGGAGGCACUGAAUGGGACAGUCGAAUGAUGGACACCUUAAAGAAUUUCGACCUUAAUAGUCCUGCUGUUAAACAACAAUUUGAUCAAAUUGGGCUUUCUCCCGAAGAAGUCAUUUCAAAGAUUAUGGCCAAUCCUGAUGUUGCCAUGGCAUUUCAAAAUCCUAGAGUUCAAGCAGCUAUCAUGGAUUGUUCACAGAAUCCAAUGAGUAUUGCUAAAUAUCAAAAUGAUAAGGAGGCUUCUCAAAAUGGAGCUCCUUUUAACCAAGGUUUUGGCAAUUCACCCGGUUCUCUAUCUGCACGUAAGUAA
This is a messenger RNA of Vicia faba (fava bean), 1209 nucleotides long. NCBI's taxonomy places the organism in Eukaryota, Viridiplantae, Streptophyta, Magnoliopsida, Fabales, Fabaceae. The record is from the annotation of a GenBank genome assembly.